Messenger RNA from Macrosteles quadrilineatus (aster leafhopper), 1063 nucleotides. RefSeq names its product zinc finger protein 830-like. Lineage: Eukaryota; Metazoa; Arthropoda; Insecta; Hemiptera; Cicadellidae. The coding region runs from base 104 to 976 and encodes 290 amino acids. Gene Ontology annotation, molecular function: zinc ion binding; nucleic acid binding. Gene Ontology annotation, cellular component: nucleus; spliceosomal complex. The record is from RefSeq and is a predicted model, not a curated record. Gene Ontology annotation, biological process: mitotic DNA damage checkpoint signaling; mitotic DNA replication checkpoint signaling; nuclear DNA replication. The transcript has 5 exons.
UAUUAUUAGGCACUUUACUACAGUGUUGUUGUUAUGGUGUUGGUUUAGUAAAGUGUUGAUCCAAGUAAAAAUAUAUCCAUAGCCUAUAAUAGUGAAGUGUAAAAUGUCGAAAAAUAAAAUUAGUCAAAAUGAAUUGCGGCGUCUUAUGUCACAAGAGAAAAAGAAAUUGAUCACGAAUGGAAGGAAAAUUGAAUCACCAUUAGCAAAAUAUAAGGAUGAUGGAACGUUGACAUGUAUUGUAUGCGAGAGCGUAGUUCGCAGUGAUGCAGUGUGGAUUGUCCACCUCAACUCUAAACAGCACAAAGACAACAUCGCCCGCAAGAAACAGCUUCUUGCCCCUCCCCCUAUUAUUCCAAAAAAUGUCUCGGACCCUCCCAAGCUGUAUAAAAGACCACUUACGCCCCCAACUGCUGUUCCACCUAAGAAACUAAAAGGUAUCUUAAAAAAUGCACCAGCACCAAAACUACCACCAGGGUUUUUCGACAAUGGAGCAGUCAAAACAGAGUCGUUUCCAACGUCCAGUCAAGUGGAUCCGUCCUCGGUCUUGACACCAACGGAAGUAGUGGCUGAAGAACCAAUGGAUACAGAAGAUGCCUCUUUUGUGGAUUCUAAAGAUCCACUACCUGAGGGAUUCUUUGACGAUCCCAUCAUGGAUGCAAAGGCACGCAACGUUGAAUACAAAGACCCCAUUCAAGAAGAAUGGGAGAAGUUUCAAAAAGAGAUCAAGGAGGAAACGUCCGUCUCCACACAGAUCAUAGAAGACGAUCAGGAGGAGGCUACAACAGAGAGGCAAAUACAAGAGAUAGACGAACAGCUGCGUAAUUGGUCUAGGGUUCUUGAUCUGGAGAAGAAAAAGGAAACGGUCCAAGCUGUAGCAACGAAAGGUUCCAGCGAGAAUGCGAGGGAAGAUGCGUCAGAUGAUGAGGAAGAUUUCGAUGAGUUUUUAGAUUGGAGAGCUAAAAAAUCAUUUAAAUAAAAUCUACAUUGGAUAUGUUGGAUUGUACAUAUAUAACUGUAAAUAUGUAAUAAUGUAUUUUGUAUAAUUAAACAGUUUUUACACUUA